This is a messenger RNA of Lactuca saligna, 837 nucleotides long. NCBI's taxonomy places the organism in Eukaryota, Viridiplantae, Streptophyta, Magnoliopsida, Asterales, Asteraceae. The record is from the annotation of a GenBank genome assembly.
CCCAAGCCUCUUUCCCUUUGACGUCAAACACACUCAUAUACUCUCUCUCUCUCUCUCUCUCUCUCUCUCUCUCCAACAAACAUUGAAUAGAAGAUCAGGAUAUUGAUCGAUGGAAGUGGUGGGAAAGAUUGGUAGAGGUAUAAUGGUGCCAAUGUUGGCAGCCAAUUUUGUAGUCUACAUAAUCGUCAUCGGCCUUGCCGCAUGGUCUCUCGACAAGUACAUCGACGGCCAACAGAAUCAUCCUCACUUAGGAGGGAACACAUCGACAACAUACAUGUUAGAGUUUGGAUUGCUUGGAGGUGCAACAGGAAUGUGCUCGGUGGUUAUCGGCUUCAUGCAUCACCGAGCAUGGCGUAGUGCCAGUUUAGCAAGUGCUUCAUCUUCCGCAUUUAUAGCUUGGGCUAUUACUUCCAUUGCUUUCGGUUUUGCUUGGAAGGAGAUCAAAAUUGGAGGACGAAGAGGAAAACGCUUGCAAACACUGGAAUUGUUCAUCACCAUAUCCACAUUCAGUCAGAUGUUAUAUCUCAUGCUUCUGCAUGCUGGAUUAUUUAACCCAAGAUACGGACCUGAUUAUCUCAGCCACAGGGACGACACCGUCAUCCGCCGUGCACCCGCCCAGUCCCAGCCCAGCACCUCCACUUUGGACUGAUACAAGAUUUCAUAUCAUACACACUUAAACCACAAAACUUACUCAUAUUAUGAUGGAAUAUCACGUGUAAUUUUGUGUUUUCAAUGUCACUAGACUAGAAUAUAUAAUUGUUUAUAACGAAUUAUAGCAUGUUGAAAAAGCAAGAAAUUUGUAGAUCCCUGCAAAUGGAGUUGAGAGUAUUUGAAGGU